This is a messenger RNA of Paramuricea clavata, 600 nucleotides long. The record is from the annotation of a GenBank genome assembly. Lineage: Eukaryota; Metazoa; Cnidaria; Anthozoa; Malacalcyonacea; Plexauridae.
AUGCGUCUGUAUAAAUUAUAUUCUCUACUCGCUUUGUAUAUAGGUUUACUGAUGGGUGCAGGCGACAUUGCAGCUCAACAUUUUGUGGAACACAAAACCUGGGACAGCCACGAUAUUUGGAGAACGAUACGUUUAACAAGCACGGGGUUGUUUAUAAUUGGACCUAUAUUUCACGUGUGGUACGAUAUGUUCCUAAGCAAACUAUUCUUACAACGAACUAUGAAAAUUGCUUUGAAAAAAGUGGUUUUGGAUCAAGGACUAUUCGCCCCCGUAUUCCUAGUGUUAUUCUAUUGCUCUCUGGGCAUGCUCGAACUUAGUCCGGCAAAGAAGACGGUCGCAAGGUUAAAAUCAGAAUUUUUACCAAACAUGGCAGUGAACUAUUCGAUAUGGCCCGCCGUACAGUUCGUUAAUUUCUAUUUCAUUCAACAACCCAAGUAUAAUAUCUUGUUCGUCAACGUGGCGUCAAUAUUUUGGAAUAGUUUUCUAUCCUGGGCUGCGCAUAAAGACGUCCACGCGAAGUUCAGCCAUGACAGUUGCCAUGAUACGGCACAUAUUGUACACGAUUUAUUAAACGAUGACUCCGAUAUGGACGUCGAUUAA